UCCUCACACUCACACAUUGUUCUGGGUCCAGCUGUGCCUUGUUCUGUGGGCUGAGAUGACGACAGAAACGGAGUGUGGGGGUGGACAGAGAGGGAGAGAGACAGAGUGGCUAAUUGAUUCAGAGCAGAAUGUUCAUUCUGGGUUAGCAUCUCACUGUGCCAGUGUGUGAAGCCUGAGGUACUGGAACCUCUUUAUAGACCUUCCACUGAAAAUCCAAUAUCCCAACAUGCAGUGGUGCAAGUGGGCUGGGAGCUGGAGGUCACAUUUGCCAAGACAGUCUGCUGAGCCAGAGGUCGAGGACACCUUUGACUUUCUUUUUAAAAUCAUCCUGGUCGGGGACUCUGAUGUUGGAAAGACCUGCAUGGUGCAGAGGUUCAAGUCGGGUAUAUUCAUUGAGAAGCAGCAGAACACCAUCGGCGUUGAUUUCACUGUUCGAACCCUGGACAUUGAUGGGAAGAAGGUGAAGAUGCAGGUGUGGGACACUGCAGGACAGGAGCGUUUCCGCACCAUAACACAGAGUUACUACCGCAGUGCGCAUGGAGCCAUGGUGGCCUACGACAUCAGCCGCCGCAGCACAUUUGAAUCUGUUCCCCACUGGAUCAGGGAGGUGGAGCAGUACGGAGCCGCCAGCGUGGUAGUGAUUCUUGUCGGUAAUAAGUCGGAUCUCCAUGCUAAGAGACAGGUGCUGUUUGAGGAUGCAUGCACCCUAGCUGAAAAGAACAGCCUGCUGGCUGCUCUGGAGACAUCAGCUAAGGAGGCCCAGAACAUAGACGCCGCCUUCAUCCUCAUGGCUCGGGAGCUGCUGGCCCGCAACGGCAUGACCAUCGCAGAUCAGAACUCUCAUUGCUCUCCGCAGUUCAUGCUAAGCGAUUGCUCACAUCCAAUUCAAGGCAACGUUUCAGACAAUAAAAAGUGUGGGUGCUGAAAAGACAAUCAGAUUUAGCAUU
Molecule: messenger RNA, 947 nt
Organism: Cyprinodon variegatus (sheepshead minnow)
Lineage: Eukaryota; Metazoa; Chordata; Actinopteri; Cyprinodontiformes; Cyprinodontidae
Gene: rab19
Product: ras-related protein Rab-19-like
Exons: 5
Coding region: 227-925 (232 amino acids)
Cellular component (GO): trans-Golgi network
Molecular function (GO): GTP binding; GTPase activity
Source: RefSeq, a predicted model, not a curated record